AUGGCUUUAACGGCGGAGAAACUCAUCAACGACGAAAGGUUUUGUGGUGAUAAUCCUGUCCAGUUUCUGUUAUAUCUGCCAUUUGGUUUGAUUUUAAUGGUAUUGCGAAUCAUUUUGGCUUGUAUACUGUGGAUAGCUUCCUUCAUUUUGCCAGACAAGUCUGCGUCCAGGCAAUUUAUUUCAACAUUAGCAUGUAUUACAUUCGGUGUUUACAUCAAGGUAAAAGGCAAACGGGAUCCAAAAUGUAGUGUCCUCGUGGCAAACUAUGUUUCUUGUUUAGAUUCACUGGCUGCAAGUAGAGCACUUGGUAGUAUAACACUAAGAAAAUGGAAAGUGCCACCAUUUUUUGCCUCAACACUUGGCAUAAAGAACAUUGCUCAAUUUGUUAGAAAGCAACAUUUUGCUGAGAGUCCAGAGAAGCCAGUGCUGUUGCAGCCUGAAGGUGGACCCACUAAUGGAAAAGGACUCUUAAAGUUCACCGAUUGGUCUAUUCCCCUGACAAACACUGUCCAGCCGAUUGCUAUCAGUGUAGAGCGUCCCUUUACAACUGUGACACUCCACCGCCACUCGGAAGCCGGCAGACGAUUCCCCUGGCGCGACCUCGCCUGGUUCCUGUGUUCUCCCUGCUCUGUAUUCACGGUUAGGGCUUUGCCCCCAUUAGAGCGCAGCGGCGACACGGAUCAAAUGUUCGCUGAGCGGAUACGACAAGCCCUAGCAGAAAAUUUGCAGGUGGAAGCAACUGAAGUGAACUGGGAGGACCUGCGACGCGCGGUGUUGCCCAGGGCACCUGUACCGCGCACUGGCCCCUCGUCGGCCGUGUCGAACGAGCGGAGCCGACUGGCGAGACAAGUCAAGGAGGUACUACCAAAUGUGCCGCUACAGGAUAUUAUGAAAGAUUUGGCGAAAACCCGCAGUGUCGAUGUGACGAUAACGAACUUCUUGGAGGGGCUCACACCCUACACCCCAGAAUAUCCGGCCGCGAGUGAACCCCAGCCAUCCACUUCCGCCCCCCAGCCGAAGUACAUAACCCCUCCACCGACGGGAGUCUUCCCGAAAACUGCCAGGGAACGACAGAUGAGCUUCCAAGAGCGAAAGGCGCAAAUGAUUGCGGAAGCGAGACAGAGAUAUAUAGAGAAGCAUGCCAUCUCGCUCGGUUGCUAA
Messenger RNA from Leptosia nina, 1161 nucleotides. The record is from the annotation of a GenBank genome assembly. Lineage: Eukaryota; Metazoa; Arthropoda; Insecta; Lepidoptera; Pieridae.